AAAAUCCGAAAAACAUCUGAUGAGAAUAUUAAAUACAAACAAAAGCAAACGUGCGACAUGUGCGGUCAACAUCAGUAGCCAAAAAGGAUUGUUGUUUUUUUUUGCCAAGUUUAAAUAAAUCGGCAAAAUUGCGAUCAGCCAGAUGAGCACCAAUACGUACUUUGAUAGCUAUGAGGAUCUAGAGAUCCACCAGCUCAUGCUAGCAGACAAACCUCGCCAGGAUGCCUAUCAGUCUGCUAUCUUGAGUAGCCGAGACCUCUUCAAGGAUAAAACAGUUUUGGACGUCGGUACUGGAACCGGAAUUUUGUCCAUCUUUUGUGCCCAAGCUGGUGCGAGAAAAAUCUAUGCAGUGGAGGCGUCAAACCUGGCCCGACUGGCAAAGGAACUUGUGCAAGAGAAUGGCUUCGAGCAAGUGAUCGAAGUAUUCGAAUGCAAAGUCGAAGACUUUCGGUUGCCAUCGGGAGCCGACAAAGUGGACAUCAUUGUGUCAGAGUGGAUGGGUUUCUUCUUACUGCACGAGGGAAUGCUGGAUUCAGUUAUUUACGCUAGAGAUCAAUUCUUGAAACCCAAUGGCCUGAUGUUUCCGGACACGGCGUCGAUUUUGGUAGCACCCUGUGGCGUCCCGAGCCGUUUCGAUGAUUUCGAAAGCUUGUCCGGGGUUAGCAUGAGAGCAUUCGGUCGAGAACUGCGAAAACAAAAAGCUGACAAGCCGGAAAUCUUAAAUGUAGCACCAGAGCAUUUGUUACACGAGGGGCACAUAAUGACGUGGCUGGAUCUGAAGGAAGUUAGCACGGAAGACUUAAGUUCUUUCGACAUGAAGGAGGUGAUGGUCAUCCAGAACUCAGGCAAAUUCCAAGGUGUUUGUAUCUGGUUCGAUUGCACGUUUCCGAGUGGGGACUCCAGUCAGGUGAAUGGGGUUGUUCUAUCGACAAACCCCAAAUGUCCUGCCACUCACUGGAAGCAGAGUGUGAUUCUAUUACCGGAAGAUGCUUGCGAAGAAGUGGACAAAUUGGACCCAAUUGCGUUCAGCUUGAGUCUAACGAGAAACCCAGAAAACUGUAGACGAUACAAUUUGCAACUGACACUGCUAGACGUGGAAAAGGAAGAACAUGGCUUACCUUGCGACUGCGUGAUGACUAAGUGCAUCCUCAUGAAGACCCAUUUACAGAAAAUGGAAGUUGAUCAAUAAAGCCUUAUUUUAUGUUACCUCCUAA
Messenger RNA from Armigeres subalbatus, 1214 nucleotides. RefSeq names its product protein arginine N-methyltransferase 6 (gene Art8). Gene Ontology annotation, cellular component: nucleus. The transcript is spliced from 3 exons. Gene Ontology annotation, molecular function: protein-arginine N-methyltransferase activity. The record is from RefSeq and is a predicted model, not a curated record. Gene Ontology annotation, biological process: peptidyl-arginine methylation. NCBI's taxonomy places the organism in Eukaryota, Metazoa, Arthropoda, Insecta, Diptera, Culicidae. The coding region runs from base 143 to 1189 and encodes 348 amino acids.